Messenger RNA from Trichoderma harzianum CBS 226.95, 312 nucleotides. RefSeq lists its product as hypothetical. The record is from RefSeq and is a predicted model, not a curated record. The transcript has a single exon. NCBI's taxonomy places the organism in Eukaryota, Fungi, Ascomycota, Sordariomycetes, Hypocreales, Hypocreaceae. Bases 1 to 312 code for a protein of 103 amino acids.
AUGGCUCUUGCGUUCGGCAACCCUCGUCCUUGUUCGCGUACGGGGGAGCGGGCAAAUGCACGAAAUAUAGCCUGUUGCGAGUACCGCGAGUACCGCAGAGUGGGAGAGAGAGCUCAUCGGUACAUGUACGCGUACUGUGCUGGACUGAACGAGCGAGUGCAGUAUGCUUGCAGUAUACGAACUUCGUCGUGUUUGGUGUUUCUGGCUCUCUCUCUCCCCGUCUCCCUUGCUUGCUUGCUUGGAACUGGCCCGCAAUGGCUAAAGCCCGCCCGCCCGAGCACCCUGCUCACGGGCUGGUUAGCUGCUCGAUAG